AUGAGUCUUCAAGAACUUGUUACUUCUAUUUCUCAAAGCCAAACUCAAUUUCAACAAGAGACCAAGAACACCUUUUCCAACAUUCAAGAACAAAUUGGAGACUUGGCCACCGCUUUCAACAAGAUGGAACAAAGGGGUAAACUUCCUUCUCAAACCGAGAAGAACCCCAAUGUGAGUGAAAUAAUCUUGAGAAGUUGGAAAACACUUGGAUCAAGCAACCCUAAAAGAGUUUCAAGAGAAGAAGAUGAUGAGGUUAUUGUUGUUGAACCUUCAAGGGUGGUAGUUCCUCCAAAGGAACUAGCUGUGACAAAUAUUGAGCAACUAGAAUCUUCCAACAAGACCAUCAAGCCAUUGGUCCAAAUCAACCUUCCACUAUUAAAUGUUAUUAAGCAAAUUCCAAGUUAUGUAAAAUUCCUCAAGGAUUUGUGCACCAAGAGGAGAAAAAUCAAGGAAAAUGAAAAGAUUCAAGUCAAUGCAAAUGUGUCUGUGAUCUUGGAGGCUCGAUCUGUGAUGCCAUACUCGGUUUUUCAAUCUCUCAAUGUUGGACCUUUGGAAGAAACCGAAGUAAUCAUUCAAUUAGCGGACAAGUCAAAUUUUUAUGUCAUUGAUCUUGAAGAGAAGGCUCCUUCCAAAUCAUCUAUGACCAUCAUUGGAAGAACGUUCAUGAAUAACGCUCAGACGAUCGUUGAUGUCCAUAAAGGGAAACUUACUAUGGAGUUUGAUGGAGAGAUCAUUCACUUCAACGUCAUUGAAGCAAUGAGGUACCCUAGCAACAUUUCUCCAUUAUACCGGGUUGAUGUGAUUCAGCCAAUAAACGGGAUAAGCCUUAAAGUAUGCACACACAAGAUUCUUAUGGAAGAUUAUUGCAAGGAUAAGAGAGAGGCUCAAAGAAGAUUGAAUCCUCUAAUGACGGAAGUGGUCAAGAAGAAGAUAAUUAAAAGGUUUAAAAGGUGCAAAGAGAAGAAAAAGGCAUUUCAUGACAAGCACAUAACCCAAAAACACUUUAUUCCGGGUCAAAAAGUUCUUUAUUAUUCACGCUUGAAGUUAUUCUUGGGAAAAUUGCGAUCUCGAUGGCAUAGACCUUUCAUUGCUUUAAAAAUGUUUGAUCUUGGUGCGGUUGGACUCAAGAGUUUGGAAACAAAUCAAAUCUUCAAAGUGAAUGGGCACCGUUUGAAACCAUUUUAUAAAAGCUUUGACUCGGGAGAAUUCGACAAUGUAACGUUUGAAACUCUGAUUUAG
Molecule: messenger RNA, 1239 nt
Organism: Lactuca sativa (garden lettuce)
Lineage: Eukaryota; Viridiplantae; Streptophyta; Magnoliopsida; Asterales; Asteraceae
Source: RefSeq, a predicted model, not a curated record